Pocillopora damicornis (cauliflower coral) is the source of this 1272-nucleotide messenger RNA. RefSeq lists its product as uncharacterized. The record is from RefSeq and is a predicted model, not a curated record. NCBI's taxonomy places the organism in Eukaryota, Metazoa, Cnidaria, Anthozoa, Scleractinia, Pocilloporidae. Gene Ontology annotation, biological process: DNA repair. Gene Ontology annotation, molecular function: ATP-dependent polydeoxyribonucleotide 5'-hydroxyl-kinase activity; double-stranded DNA binding; polynucleotide 3'-phosphatase activity.
AUGGUUGGACAGCAAUCCGCCAUCUUGAAAGUUUGCACGUGUUUUUAUUUUAUAGUAAGAAUCUCAACAACAUACACCACAUGCCUAACCGAUGACAGGGAUGUCAGAAUGGAGGGUAGUUCAAAAUCUGUGAAGAGAAAAAUCGAGGAAGUCGAUGCUGAUGCCAGCGAUGAAAAAUCGUUGGGCAUCAAAAGAUUUUUAAGGGCACCCAGAAAAGGUGAGGACAUAACAAGCAGCGAUGUUUCUCAGUCACAUGGUAAAAGCAAUUUGCCCCCCACUUGGAAGUGGAAAGGAACAUUACUUUAUUAUGUGUCACAGAAAAUCCAACCUUCACAACAAAUUGCAGCCUUUGACUUUGAUGGCACUUUGGCAAAAACAUCUUUAUUCAAACAUGGACCAGAUGCUUGGUCCUUACUAUACCCCUCCUGUGUAGAGAAACUAACAACCCUUCACAGGGAUGGAUAUAAACUUGUAAUCUUCACUAACCAGGCUGCUAUUGGCAAAGCAAAGGCCUCAAAACAAAAAGUUAUGGAUGAGAAGAAAGGCAGGCUCAUUGGUUUUGUUAAGAAGGUAGCUCUACCCUUUCAGAUCUUUGUAGCUACAUCAAAGGAUUGCUACCGUAAACCCAACACAGGGAUGUGGGAAUUCUUCUGUCAAAAAUGUAAUGGUGACAUGAAAGUUAAUAAGGAGAAGAGUUUCUUUGUUGGUGAUGCUGCUGGACGGGCCAAGGACCAUGGAGCAAGUGAUAAAGAAUUUGCAGCAAAUUGUGGACUGACAUUUUACACUGAAGAUGAAUUCUUCAUGAAGGAUGCAUUGAAGAGCAAAGAGAUUGAAUAGGGUUUCCAUACCUGUGGGAAUACGUACAAUUUUUAUAUUUAAUAUUUUGCUCAUUAUGUAAAAUAGUUUAUUGUUGAUUAAUCAAAAUAUUUAAGAGACUUUUUUCAAAACAGACAAUUCUCAAAGCAGCAUUUAUUCUGCUGAAACAAGCCCUAACCCACUCAAUGUUGUCAUAUUUCUUUAGAAAAUUACUUGCACUUACUUUUGAAUUUUUCCAAAAGUUGUGAAGAAACCUACAGGAUAUUAUUUUCUUAAAUUUUCAAGAAUUUGUAAAUUUGAGAAAAGGAUUCAAAAGAAAGCUGGAUAUGAGUUACAAAGCUGGGUGCUGGGGAGGAGGGAGACAGGAGGUUUUUGCAACCCAAUCCGCACCUCCUUAUUUGGUUUACAAAUGUUUAAGAAUAUUUAAUCAAUAAACAUAGAAGGUACAUAAAAUUA